AUGGAUGUUGAAGUAGUUGAAGUGGAAAGGCAGAAGAGGCAAAAAAAUGGAGAAACACAAGAUGAAUGCAGCAAGGAUGAGAACCAAAGUUUCCCAGAAAAUUCUAUUGAGGAAGUGAGCAAUCAAGUUGAUGAUGGGAAUGGGAGUCCAUAUGUGGGUAUGGAGUUUCAAUCUGAAGAAGCUGCCAAGAACUUUUAUGAUGCAUAUGCCAGGCGAGUGGGUUUCAGUACACAUGUUGGUCAGUACAGCCGUACUAUGCCUGAUGGUCCAAUUAUUUCUUGGGACUUUGCCUGUUCCAGAGAGAUUUUCAAAAGAAAGAAUGUUGAAAGCUGUAAUGCUGUGCUUCGGAUAGAGAAACAGGAUCCUGAUAGUUGGGUGGUGACAAAGUUUGGGGAGCAUCAUAAUCAUUCUAUAGUGAGUCCCAGCAAGGUACAUUACCUUCGUCCUCGCAGGCAUUUUGUUGGAGCUACAAAGAACGUGUCAGAGACUGUUUAUAACCAAAAUGAUGUUAUGAUUUCCAUUGAUGGGAACCAUGGAUUUGAUGAUCCUAAUCAUGUUUUUAAAAAUACAUCUCAACUAGAAAAAACUCGUGAUGCUAGGCAUGGCAGUGGAAAUCUCCAUGAAAAUGGAAGAAAGAAAGCAUCCAUGGCAACUCCAGAUAUGAUCCCGUCAUUAUGGCCUUGGCAAGACACUUUGCCAACUCGCUUUAAUCUUAAUGAUGUCAGAGUGCCUGUUGCUGAUUUGAAUCAGCCGACUAUGGUUCCGAUUGCUAUCAAACCGGAUGGAGGCUUAGCUGAUAAUACAGCUGUUCUCACUUGUUUCAAGUCCAUGACGUGGGCGAUAGAAAAUAACACUGCAGCAAGUAAAGUAGCUGUUAUUAAUUUGAAGCUUCAAGAUUAUGGCAAGACUCCUUCAGGAGAAACAGAAGUGCAGUUUAGACUUACAAGAAUCACACUAGAGCCAAUGUUGAAAUCCAUGGCUUACAAAAGCCAACAGCUUUCAAUGUCAGCUAACAGGGUUGCUGUUAUCAAUCUAAAGCUCCAAGAUUCUAAAACAACUACGGCUUUAAAUAUAUUGGAACUCAUGUCCCUUGUCUCGGAGCUUAUAAAGCAGGAGCUCGCACAAGUAUCCAUGGCGGGGCAAAUAUGCUAG
Molecule: messenger RNA, 1152 nt
Organism: Fraxinus pennsylvanica
Lineage: Eukaryota; Viridiplantae; Streptophyta; Magnoliopsida; Lamiales; Oleaceae
Source: the annotation of a GenBank genome assembly